GUGAUCCCGUCAGAGAACCCGAUGCAGCGUUUCAGACCGCGGCCCCGUUCAGCACAGACGACUCUGCUAACGCCUCAGAACAGGAAGCUUUUUAAACAGUGGGAGCUGCUCGCUUAUCAACCAACAUCUUCUCUGUUUGCCACAAUGAUUUGGAAAUGGAUCUUUCUUACCGCCCUGCUUCCUGGAGCACUCACAUCCCCGACUCCACCCUCACGCCCUAACACCACCGCCGUGGAAGGACCCUGUCGCAUCUACAACUCCGGCCGCUCUGCAGACUGUCUGGGUCGACAGCUGGAAAGUGUCCCGUGGACACAAUUUCCACCCACGCUGGAAGAGAUCGACCUCUCCUCCAAUAAGCUCCAAGCUGUCCUCGCCGACGACUUCCUCCGCCUCCCUCGGCUUCGUGUCCUCCUGCUGAAGUUUAAUAACAUUUCCCACAUCGACAGUGAAGCCUUUAAAAACAACAAGCUGCUGGAGCAUCUUGACAUCUUUAAUAACUCCCUGCAGGAAAUCCCUGCCACCGCCCUGACUCCGCUUCUAAAUCUGAAACAGCUCAUGAUGUCGAAUAACCUUUAUGAACACGCCACUCUGGAUGAGAGGUUCUCCAAAUUGGUCCAUCUCAAAGUUUUGUCGAUGGGCGGCCCUUUGGUGAUGGGUCUAAAGAAAGCCGAUUUCCAGCCCCUGAAAAACAUGCGUUUGCACGGCUUUGCAAUCAAAUGCUCCUCUAACCUGAGUUACUACGAGCCCGGGAGUUUAGAGGUCGUCCAGACGCUGCAGAUGGGCUUUGACAUGGCCUUAGAUCAACGGCCUGACGCUUUGCAUCACAUGCUGCGUGACCUCGCCAACAAGACCUUCAGCGUCAUCCAGUUCCGAAACCUGUUUGAGUUCACGUACUACAUGGGAACGGACGACAUUUUCCAGGGUUUAAGAUACGUCACGUCCCAGCAGCUCGUCUUCCACAGAGGGAAAUUCAAUGAGAAUCUCCUGCGUAUGGCGUUGAUGAACCUAGAGGUCGCCUCCAUCAGAAAUCUGAGACUUCAGUACAUCGACUUCGCCCGCUCACCCACGUUCAUCGAUAGUGGAGGAGACUCCAGUAUCACGGAUCUAGCUCUGGAUGAGCUGGAUCUUUGGUAUAUCAGCAACCCGGAUGUGCUGCGCUUCGACUGGCGCUUCACCUGGUUCAACAAAAUCAAGCACCUGUCUAUUCAGUAUGUGAACUUCAACUCUGUGCCGUGCGACGCCUGGGCGGAGAUGUCGGCUGUUGAGAUUCUGGACGUCUCCAACAAUCGACUACAGGACAACUACAUCUUUAACCAACGCUGUCAAUACAAGGGCGCCAUGCCGAACCUGCACACAUUCACACUGAGCACCAAUGACCUGACCAGCUUAAGAGACCUGUCGUCUCUAACGAGGGAGUUCCAGCAGCUGCAGGAGUUGGACGUUAGCAACAACAGACUGGGAGCUGCUGGAAAAAGUCGAGACUGCGUCUGGCAGAAGAGUAUAACUCGGUUCAUCGCUCACCACAACCGGUUUGAAAGUGAGUCCCUGCGUUGUCUGCCCACCACGGUGCAAUACUUGGACCUGUCUCAUUGCGACCUGGACCAGCUGGACAUGACGUACUUUGAGAAAGCCAACAGCCUGAAAGAGCUGCUCCUUAGUGGGAACAAAAUCAAGUUCAUCCCCUUUCAGUGGAGAAGUCCAUCGCUGCAGUCGCUAGCUUUGGACGGGAACUCGUUUGGCGUCAUCAGCAAAGCAUCCUUCAGGGACAUGCCCCGAUUGUCUCGCCUGAGAGCGGGGAACAACCCUUUCCAUUGCACCUGUGAGCUUCAUGCCUUCGUCGAGUAUACGACAACCAAAGGAAAGAUCAACCUCACAGACUGGCCGGAGAACUACAAGUGCUACUACCCGGAGGCCUUCCUAAACAAGGUCGUUUCCAAAUACCUACCAAGUCGAGUGGCGUGCGACAUCAGACUUGUGAUCAUCAUCUGCGUUGCCACCACAGCGCUGGUGAUCUUCAUACUGAUGCUUAUGUGCUACAUGUUUGACCUGCCGUGGUACACCAAAGCGACCUUUCAGAUCAUCAGGGCCAAAUACAGAGCUCACAAGGAGAAGGCAGCAGGGGAAGCAGGAAGUUUCACAUAUCAUGCCUUCAUCUCCUACAGCCACUCUGAUGCCGACUGGGUGAGGGAUCAGCUCUUACCCUGUUUGGAGAGUGACAAGAACCCCUACCGCCUUUGUAUUCAUGAGCGGGACUUCAUGCCAGGAAGGUGGAUCAUUGAUAACAUCAUUGACAACAUUGAAAGCAGCCGGAAGGUGAUAUUUGUCCUCUCUCGGCACUUCGUCAACAGCGAGUGGUGCAACUACGAGCUGUACUUUGCUCAGCAGAGGGCGAUGGGAAAGACCUUCAACGAUGUCAUACUGGUGGUGAAGGAGCCCCUCGACCCCAGCUCCCUGCCCAGCAAAUACUGCAAGCUGAAGAAGAUGCUGAGCACCAAGACAUACCUGGAGUGGCCCCAGCAGGUCAGCCAGCAGCCGUUUUUCUGGGCGCAGUUGAAGAGCGUUUUGGGAAAGCCAUCGGUGACAAGAGAGGGGAGACACAGCGUUAGAAGCAUAGCCUCGUCUGUGAUUGGCUCUGAAGUGGUGGACAGGAAAGCAGAAGAAGCUCAGCUUAAUGCAGAACCAAAAAACAAGAUUAAUAAAAUGAAUAACUGUGAGCUCUCCAAUCAGAUACACAUCCCUGCUGUGGUGAGUGCAGCAGGUGAGAGGAGCCAAUAUAACGUCGGAGCUGAGAGCGCCGGCCACCUCCCUCACUCCAGCACCUUUCAGCAGCGAGAGUUCAGGCUUCAACUGUACGACAGAAACAUGACUUCCAAACUGCAGCAAUGUAUGAUCGACCUCAUCACAGUGUUUCAUACCUACUCUGGAAAAGAAGGUGACAAGUACAAGCUGAGCAGAGGGGAGCUGAAGACCCUGCUGCAGGUGGAACUCGCCGAAUUAAUGGCGGUGGGUAUCUCGUUGACUCCAGUCUGUGCAGGUUCUCCGUCACCCAUCCAGGUCACGGAAUGCAAAGAUCCCGCUGCGCUCGAGAAAAUCUUGAGUGCCCUGGAUGGAAACAAGGAUGGUGAAGUGGACUUCCAGGAGUUUGCAGCUCUGGCCGACUCGAUCAUGUGUUCCCAGCUGCAGUCCGCGAUGGAGGACCUCAUCAAAGUGUUCCACUCGUACUCUGGGAAAGAAGGAGACAAGUACAAGCUGAGCAAAGCGGAGCUGAAGAACCUCCUGCAGGGGGAACUCUCGGAACUCUUCCUGUCUGCCAGCAAGGACCCGAUGGUGGUGGAUAAGAUCAUGUCUGACCUGGACGAAAACAAAGACGGCGAGGUGGAGUUCCAGGAGUUUGUCGUUCUGGUUGCUGCUCUCACUGUCGCCUGCAAUGAGUUUUUCAUUCAUGCAAAUAGCAGCUCCAUCAGUCCUGAAGGAUGACAAACCUUUUCUUCAAGAUGUCAUUUAAAAACUGUAAACCGUGUGGUUGGAUGUCAUGAUGCUGAAUACACUUCACUGUUAACUCAAUAAGUCUUCAUCUUAAUAAAGAUGUCACGCUCUUCA
Molecule: messenger RNA, 3600 nt
Organism: Labrus mixtus (cuckoo wrasse)
Lineage: Eukaryota; Metazoa; Chordata; Actinopteri; Labriformes; Labridae
Gene: tlr18
Product: toll-like receptor 18
Exons: 10
Coding region: 22-3477 (1151 amino acids)
Biological process (GO): regulation of heart contraction; toll-like receptor signaling pathway; immune response
Cellular component (GO): membrane
Molecular function (GO): transition metal ion binding; protein binding; transmembrane signaling receptor activity
Source: RefSeq, a predicted model, not a curated record